AUGUUGAAUACAGCCUGUGAAGACCGUAUGGAAGCAGUAAUCGAAAAGAAUGAGAGGCCAGCGCCUGUUUCAUUCUUCCAUCCAUCUCUCAAUGCAACUCGUCUGCGAGUGACUCGGCAAUGGGUACAAACAGUAUUGACGCUCUGCGUCUUUGUCCUGGUGGUUUUAUCUCUUUUCUGGGCUGUACAGUUCAACGUUGAAAAGAACAUGUCCGCCUUGCCGGUGUGGGUUGUCGAUUUUGACGGCCAAGUGGAACCAUAUCGCGCACCCGAUCCAUUCGUCGGUCCUCUUGUUACCAAUAUCACUGAAGAUCUCAUUAGAUCUAGUCGCGCUCAUUUGGGCUAUGAGAUCAAGUCACCUGGAGACUUUGAGAAUGAUCCCAUGGCGGUGCGCCAAGCUGUUUACGACGAGCGUGCGUAUGCAGCCAUCAUUAUCAACUCCAAUGCUACGGCACUCUUGUAUGCAGCACUUUCGAAGGGGAAUACCACGUAUGACCCUAAAGGUGCGGUCUCGGUCGUUACUCUGUCUGCUCGUGAUCAGACAUCCUAUUCAAGUUACAUUACGCCUAGGAUUUACCAGUUCGAAAGUGCGGUCCUUUCGAAAUUCGGUUCGGCCUGGAUCAAAAUUGUCGCCAACGAAAAUUUCACUCAACUUGCCACAGUUCCUCAGGCUGUGAAUCCAGGUAUUGGAUUCACAAGCUUGGAUCUGAGGCCGUUUGGGCCCGUAGUGGCUACCCCUGCAAUUACGAUAGGACUGAUUUAUCUGAUUAUCAUUGCGUUCUUCACUUUCCCUUUCCUCAUGCCUAUCCACUCCCAGUUUGUCGCAGGCAGCCAGGUCACCUUGAAAAUUCCCCACUGGAUCAUAUGGCGUAUUGUGUCCAAUAUUGUGGCAUAUUUUUUCCUAUCACUUUUCUACUCGUUUGUGUCUUUAGCAUACCAGAUCCCCCUAUCAAACCCUUCAGCUCCUGGAACUGUCCUUGCCAGCAACGCUAACAAAUAUGGAGCUGGCUCAUUCGUUGUAUAUUGGAUGCUUAAUUGGGUUGGCAUGUCUGCUCUUGGAUUUCCAUGUGAAAAUAUGGCAAUGGUGCUUGGAUUCCCAUGGAGCUCAUUUUUUCUUAUUUUCUGGGUUAUUACCAAUGUGGGGACCGGGUUUUAUGCUUUGGAUCUUGCCCCAAGUUUCUUCCGGUGGGGAUAUGCAUGGCCUCUCCAUAGAAUCGUCGAAGCCUCUCGUACAAUUCUCUUCGACACUCACUCACGCAUCGGCCUUGACUUCGCUAUUCUGUUCGCUUGGAUUGCUGUGUCGCUGGCUUUCUUCCCUGUUGCCACCUUUAUCAUGCGUUGGAGGAUAAUGCGUUUCGGAAAGUAG
Molecule: messenger RNA, 1365 nt
Organism: Penicillium nucicola
Lineage: Eukaryota; Fungi; Ascomycota; Eurotiomycetes; Eurotiales; Aspergillaceae
Product: SNG1 family protein
Exons: 3
Coding region: 1-1365 (454 amino acids)
Cellular component (GO): membrane
Source: RefSeq, a predicted model, not a curated record